Molecule: messenger RNA, 2012 nt
Organism: Ruditapes philippinarum (Manila clam)
Lineage: Eukaryota; Metazoa; Mollusca; Bivalvia; Venerida; Veneridae
Exons: 3
Coding region: 185-1771 (528 amino acids)
Source: RefSeq, a predicted model, not a curated record
UAUUUUCAUAGGUUGAUAUUUUGGCCAAUAAAUUCAACUGAAUAGAAGUGAAGGCUUAAAUAUUGACGAAAGAUGUACAUAGAGGGCAAAUCUUAAGUAUUUCAGUAAAGAACUGAACUACGGAAGAAUUAUAUUAUUUUGUAAGGACAUUUUAAAUUGAACGACAGACGUGUAGAUUUACACGAUGAUAGUCGCUGUUACUGCAUCGGUUUUCCUUCUACUCAGUUGUUUUGAAAUAUCGAACGCAGCCACAUGUGGUCAACGGAGUUACAACCCUAUCUUCCACAUUUGUUGCAACGGGGUUAUCAGUUCUAAAGGAUCGAAUAGAGCUUGCUGCGGAACAAGGCCGUAUAAUCCUACAUUCCAGAUUUGUUGUAACGGCGUCCUCAGUUCUAAAGGAUCGAAUAAAGCAUGUUGCGGAACAAGGCCGUAUAAUCCUACAUUUCAGAUUUGUUGUAACGGCGUCCUCAGUUCUAAAGGAUCGAAUAAAGCAUGUUGCGGAACAAGGCCGUAUAAUCCUACAUUCCAGAUUUGUUGUAACGGCGUCCUCAGUUCUAAAGGAUCGAAUAGAGCUUGCUGCGGAACAAGGCCGUAUAAUCCUACAUUUCAGAUAUGUUGUUACGGCGUCCUCAGUUCUAAAGGAUCGAAUAAAGCAUGUUGUGGAACAAGGCCGUAUAAUCCUACAUUUCAGAUUUGUUGUAACGGCGUCCUCAGUUCUAAAGGAUCGAAUAAAGCAUGUUGCGGAACAAGGCCAUAUAAUCCUACAUUUCAGAUUUGUUGUAAUGGUGUCAUCAGUUCUAAAGGAUCAAAUAAAGCAUGUUGCGGAACAAGGCCGUAUAAUCCUACAUUUCAGAUUUGUUGUAACGGCGUCCUCAGUUCUAAAGGAUCGAAUAAAGCAUGUUGCGGAACAAGGCCAUAUAAUCCUACAUUUCAGAUUUGUUGUAAUGGUGUCAUCAGUUCUAAAGGAUCGAAUAAAGCAUGUUGCGGAACAAGGCCGUAUAAUCCUACAUUUCAGAUUUGUUGUAACGGCGUCCUCAGUUCUAAAGGAUCGAAUAAAGCAUGUUGCGGAACAAGGCCAUAUAAUCCUACAUUUCAGAUUUGUUGUAAUGGUGUCAUCAGUUCUAAAGGAUCGAAUAAAGCAUGUUGCGGAACAAGGCCGUAUAAUCCUACAUUUCAGAUUUGUUGUAAUGGUGUCAUCAGUUCUAAAGGAUCGAAUAAAGCAUGUUGCGGAACAAGGCCGUAUAAUCCUACAUUUCAGAUUUGUUGUAAUGGUGUCCUCAGUUCUAAAGGAUCAAAUAAAGCAUGUUGCGGAACAAGGCCAUAUAAUCCUACAUUCCAGAUUUGUUGUAAUGGUGUCAUCAGUUCUAAAGGAUCAAAUAAAGCAUGUUGCGGAACAAGGCCGUAUAAUCCUACAUUUCAGAUUUGUUGUAACGGCGUCCUCAGUUCUAAAGGAUCGAAUAAAGCAUGUUGCGGAACAAGGCCAUAUAAUCCUACAUUUCAGAUUUGUUGUAAUGGUGUCAUCAGUUCUAAAGGAUCAAAUAAAGCAUGUUGCGGAACAAGGCCAUAUAAUCCUACAUUUCAGAUUUGUUGUAAUGGUGUCCUCAGUUCUAAAGGAUCAAAUAAAGCAUGUUGCGGAACAAGGCCAUAUAAUCCUACAUUUCAGAUUUGUUGUAACGGCGUCCUCAGUUCUAAAGGAUCGAAUAGAGCUUGCUGCGGAUCAAUGCCUUACAAUCCUACAUUUAAAAGGUGUUGUAAUGGACAUUUGUGCUAAAUGUCCUAUAUCAAGUAAAGCCAUUUUAUGAACAAUAAACGACAGAAGUGAAUGUACUUGUCUGACUUCUUUAUGACAUACGAGUUUUUAAACUCAAUGCAACAUGAACAAAAUAUGUGUAAGUUAUUUUUACCUGCGCCCAUUAAGUAAGUGACAUAUAAAGGAAAUAAGGACAUAAUUUCAUGGUUUAAAAUGCAGCAUGGAAAACAUUAAGUAUAAAAAUAAAGUACUUUUUUUCAAA